UGAAGAAAACUGAAGACUAAAUUCAUGCUGCUUCUUUGUUUGCAGCUUUUUAAACUUAAGAAACAACAUCAUCGUUUUCAUCACUGAUUUGCACCGAGAUCUUCUCUGAUGAAGAAUAAAUGACUUCUCCAGCACUUAAAAGUCGCUCACUUAAAGUGUAAAACACCAGAAGUAGAACUACAACGCCUGUUUAAUGGGGUCUCAGUGAAGCUGCAGCAGAGCAGGAAGAGAGAUUUAGAGAGAGUUGGAGAGAGAGGGUUAAAAUUAUCCCCCUAAAGCCAAUCCUCCUCAAGCUGAUCAGUGUGCUGACUAACCAGCUCGCAGACUCCAAACGUGGACGCAGGUAGCAGCACUUCUUCUGGGAUCAGAUGGGUUGUUAGAAGCCGAAGAUAAAAGGAUUACUCUUGGCUGUUGAACACAGGAGGUCCACGGUGCCAAGAGGGAUCAUCUGGCGAGUCGAGGCCUAACACUUCUUCCCGGAGACAGCUGAAGGACCUGUCCUGACACAUCAGACCGGCUCUCCUGAUUUGUUAACCCGCCAUGGAGUCCAGAAGCCUUCUGUGACCACAGGACUCAAGAGACGUUUGGCAGCACUCUUUGGGUGGUUUGGAUUAUCCGCCUGGGAUUUUGUAACAUUUUUUCCUCCUGAAGGGAUUUAUGCUCUCAGUGAGGAGAGGUCAUCUUCGUUGAUAUGAAUCGACCCAACGCCUUUGAAUCCAACGCAUAUGAACGCCAUUCAUGGUGGUCAUCACACCAAAGCUAAGGCGUGGGAGGACAGUCACUUGUCAGGGAGUAACUUGGACUCAGGCCAAAUAUGGCCAGAGACGUCAGUCCUCUGAGUCUGAUGCCUUUCUCUGCCGGGCAUCAGCAGUGGGUUGGGGCCUCUCUGGGGUUCACCCUCCCCGUGUUUCCUCUACGCUCUUUCAUUUUCUACUACUUCCUGUCAUGUGCAGCUGCAACCGGCAGCUUGCCUGGCAUGGAUCAUGACUACGGCAUUAGUCCCAAAUUUGUUUGCACUCCUAUCCCGCCAGAGGCCGACCCCAGCUGCUACUCCCCGCCCAGCGUGCCCCAUGGACCGAGCAGUAACGGCCACAGCAGUGACCACGGCGGAGGUAGCCGGCGCGGCAUGAUGUCCGACGAGGCCAAAGCCACCAUCUUGCACCUGCGCGAGAGCCUCGUGAGGCAGAAGGAGACCAUUCUCGAUCAGCGGGAGACCAUCAGGGAGCUGACCGCCAAGCUCACUUUGUGCGAGGGCUUCGGUGGUCACCACAGCACUGGACACCACGAUAGCCAUCAUGAAAAUCACCAUGACAACCACCACGAUACUCACCACGACACAGACGAUAACCAUCAUGACGACCACCACGGGCAUCACAACGGCCACCACACGUCGUCAUCGUCGUCGUCAUCCUCACACCACGGGCCCUUUCACGGCACCGACCACCACUACUCCCACGGCAGCCACAGGCCGGACACCCACCACAGGAAGGGCUCGUCGUACGGGAAACACACCUCCUUCUCCCCGGAGCAGACGGGCAAAACGCUGCAGACGCUCAAAGAGAGGCUGGAGAACUUGCAGGCGAGGAACUCGUCCAGCUCCUACUCCAGCUCGCUGAGGGAACUCCUCCAGAGGAAGAUCGCCGCGCUGGAGGAGCAGCUGCACAGCUACUACAGAGACCACCACGACGAUCGCCACGACGACCACCACGACGACCACCAUGACGACAACCACGAUGAACACCGCGCUGACCCCCGGGGCGGCAGCAGCCACCACGAUGACCACCACGACGACCACCACGACGACCACCGUCGUCCAGAUCACCACAACAGCCAUCGCAACAACCACCACGGAAGCAACAGGUACAACCAUCGCAUCGGUCAUCAAAACCGCCACUACAACCACCAUUACGACUCGCACCACAGCCGGCACGAUGGUCACUACGGUACCCAUCACAGCAACCACCGCAAUGACCAUCACGAUGACCACGAUGACCACCUUGAUCCCCACGACGACCACCAUGAUUACCACGACGACCAUCACGAUGACCACGGUGACUAUCACCACGGAACUGGAUACCACGAUGACCACCACGAUGACCACCACGGUGACCACCAUGACGGUCACCACUAUGACAGCCACCACGACGACCAUCACCCGAGGCGUCAGCCAUCCGGCGGCAAAGAGACAAGUCUUCAGGGUCACAGCAAGCUGGAAACCAUUCUCAGCCAACUUCACCACGCCACCGGCGACCACGGAAAUCACCAGAAGCUAAAGAGUCCCAACGCUUUCCUUCUGGACUUCCCCAUGAGGACCAACUACAUGUACGCCAGGAUGAAGCGGUCGGUCAUCAACGAGAUCUUCGCCCUGACCGUCUGCCUGUGGAUGAAGGCGGGAGAGGGACCGGGCCUGGGUACUCCCAUAUCUUACGCUGUACCCGGACAAGCCAAUGAGCUGGUGUUGAUCGAAUGGGGCAGCAACCCGAUGGAGCUGCUGAUCAACGACAAGGCGGUGACAUUGCCCAUAACCAUGACCGACGGAAAGUGGCACCAUGUGUGUGUGACGUGGUCGACGCGUGAGGGUGUCUGGGAGGCCUACCAGGACGGGGUGAAAAAAGGCUCAGGGCAAAACCUGUCAGCCUGGCACUCGAUCAAACCAGGAGGGACCUUCAUCCUGGGCCAGGAGCAGGACACGAUGGGAGGCCGCUUCGACGUCACUCAGUCCUUCAUGGGAGAGCUGUCCGAUCUACAGUUCUGGUCCAGAGUCCUGACGGCCAAUGAGAUCCACAGCCAGGCGACCUGCGUGGGCCACCUCACCGGUGACAUCAUGUCCUGGUCAGAGGAGGCGGUGGAGCUCCAUGGAGGACUCACAGAGUUCGCCUUCGACCCCUGCCACUAAUAACGUUCCCCAUCGAGAGCCGCAGCUUCAUCCCCCUGGACGCUGUUCAUCUCGUUUCCACUUCAAGAACUGCUCGGAGGGGGAAAUUGUUAUUUUGCCAAGGAUUGAAGAUGGGUUCAUCGAAGUCGUGCAUGCCCCGAUUUUCUGUCCCGUCAGUCGACUGAGAUCGUUAUAACACCGGCUCAGCAGCGGGCACAGA
Molecule: messenger RNA, 3095 nt
Organism: Labrus mixtus (cuckoo wrasse)
Lineage: Eukaryota; Metazoa; Chordata; Actinopteri; Labriformes; Labridae
Product: neuronal pentraxin-2-like
Exons: 6
Coding region: 815-2896 (693 amino acids)
Source: RefSeq, a predicted model, not a curated record